Molecule: messenger RNA, 8008 nt
Organism: Gigantopelta aegis
Lineage: Eukaryota; Metazoa; Mollusca; Gastropoda; Neomphalida; Peltospiridae
Product: CD109 antigen-like
Exons: 37
Coding region: 145-4647 (1500 amino acids)
Cellular component (GO): extracellular region
Molecular function (GO): endopeptidase inhibitor activity
Source: RefSeq, a predicted model, not a curated record
UGUACAUUACUGGGUGUGUAUAUAUGGGUGUACCUCACUGGGUAUAUAUACGUACCUGUAUGUAACUUGUGCUUAGGGACACUGCCAGAGCUGUUCUGUUUGUUCACAUCUUAUGAUAUCUAGCUGAACAACAUUCCUAUCACGAUGUCCCUGGGUUGGACGUGGAUUCUUGCCCUGACUGUCACCUGCAUCAGUCAGGCUUAUGGGAACUACCUGGUUUUGGGGCCCACGGUUUUCCGUCCCGAUUCUGAUUACAGCGUGGAAGUGAGCAUUGUAGGGGCAUCAGGCCCAGUUAAUGUGCAAGUGUCGCUCGGACAAAAGGGAAUGACUCCUGUUGCCUCCAAAACUGUCAACAUAGCAAACGAUGAUGCUAACAUGGUGACCUUAGCGAUUGGUUCCAGUGUGCCAGAUGGUACUUACGAACUGACGGUGACAGGCUCUGGUGGGUUGACUUUCACAAACUCCACUCUCGUGGCACUGAAGAAGAUGACUCAUAUGAUUCUUAUCCAGUUCGACAAAGCCAUCUACAAACCAAACCAGAUGGUUCGUAUCCGAGUUCUGUCUGUUGAUCCUGAGAAUCUGUCACUGAAGAAAAUAUCAACCUACCUCUCCAUAAGUGAUGAAAGCGGUAACAAGCUAGACGAAUUGAAGAAUGCCACCAGUGAUACAGGUGUAAUUUCCUGGGAUUACCAGCUAUCUGAUCAACCACCUCUUGGAACUUGGAAAGUCUUAGCCAAAAAUGAGGGUGGAGAGUUUGAGAAGACAUUCAAGGUUGACAAAUAUGUGCUGCCAAGGUUUGAGGUGACGGUGACUGCUAUCCCAGCAUUCAUAGUGCGCAGUAAUCCUCAGGUUACAUUCCAGGUUAAUGCCAAGUACACAUACGGAAAGGCUGUUCAAGGCUUGUACAAGAUCACUGUAGCCGGCUCCUCCAAGACAGCCAUGGUCACUGGAACAGAAGGAUCCCAUAGUUUUGUCUUCAAUACAGUUGACCUGAUCGGCAAGACUGACUCCAAUACACAUUACUAUGGUUACAAUUCACUGCAAGCAGUUGCUGAGGUCAAGGAAACGACCUCUGAUGUCACGCUGAAAGCAGACCCAUUGACCUUGAAGAUUUUCACGCACCCUAUCAAGAUAUCGUUCAGCGAAAUGACAUCUCAAGUGUUCAGACCAGGUCUUCCCGUCACUGUUCAUGUCAAGGUUACCGAUGCUGGCGAAACGAGACCUGCUACAGAAUACGUGGGUAAAAUGGUUACCCUGACGAUGACAAUAUCGGACAAAUCUGUUAAAAAGUCUAAACCCAUUCAGAGCGAUGGUACUGUGAGCACAGAGUUUGACAUUCCUGCCGGUACAAACAAGGACUUGUACAUCGAACUGAAGGCACAGAUUGACGGGGAGGCUGAUUUGAAGGUCACCACAAGGUUGACUGGAUACAAGACGUUACUUGACGCUGCCAUUGUAGUUAGUCUUGGAGAUAAUUCUGUGCAGCCUUUUGUUGUUGGAAACCAGUUUACAAUCAUAGUUGAGACGACGAAAUUGAUACCACACGUGGCCUACAUCAUGAUCUCACAGGGUAAAAUAGUGGACAGCAUGAGACUGAACAUGCAGAACUCGCAGAGAAAGACUCACCUGAUAACAGCCACUCGGUCAAUGGCGCCAAAAGCCAAGCUCAUCGUGUAUGCAAUAUACAACAAUGGAAAGGAACAGGAAGUGCUGGCCGAUAGCCUUGACCUUGACAUUAACGGAAUUUUCCAGAAUACGAUAAGACUCCAGUUCUCGGAGCGUGAGAAGCGUGUCAAGGAGAACGUGGACAUGACGAUUACAUCUGACGCAUCAUCCGACUUCUUUGUCCUUGCCGUCGACCAAAGUGUGCUGCUGCUCGAAACAGGAAAUGACCUCACCAAGCAAGGCGUGAAGAAAGAAAUUGAGAAAUUUGGUAUUGAGGAGAAAAUGGAUAAUGAUGGUCCCUUUCCAAUGCCAAUGAUGGGUUUCCGCGGUGGCUUUAUUCCAUGGCCGACCCCAAAUCCAACCGGCCCAAAGAGCACAGGAGCUCUUCUCAAGACUAGAGGUCUCCUGUCAAUGACAGACACGAAAGUGAUGCAAGAUCAGCCUCCUAGAUAUCCAGAAAUUGAUGAGAUAUUUCACGAUGAUGUUGAUAAAUUUCCACGUCAAGACAUUGGAGGCAACGUCGAUGAAGCAUCUAGUUCUAACACCGGAGGGAUGGCUGACCUGGGCAAGGCACGUACGUUCUUCCCUGAAGCCUGGCUCUGGUUGGAAGGCAAAACGGAUGUAUCUGGAAAGAAGACUUUGUCACAGGUUGUACCAGACACAAUCACAACAUGGGUGGCCACCGCUUUCUCCAUCAGCCCAAAGAAGGGACUGGCCAUCACAGAUACUGCAACAAAGUUGACUGCAUUCAAGCCUUUCUUCAUUACGAUGACUCUGCCGUAUUCGAUAACGAAGACUGAGAUUUUCCAGCUUCGAGUCACUGUGUACAACUACAUGAAGAUGAGAACAAAGGUCACUGUGACACUGCAGCAGUCGGAUGAGUUUGAGAGGAUCCAGUCGUUGGCUGAUGGAGUACAGCAUAUCCUCACGGGAGACGGAGUCGUGGACAUUGAGGUAGAUCCAAAUGUUCCGAAGGCUGUCAUAUUUGACAUACGACCAAUCAAACUUGGACUUGUUUCGCUGAACGUGACGGCUCGACCAGAAAAAACAACUGGAGAGCUUGGCGAUGUUGUGACCAGGGAUGUUCUUGUGAAGCCAGAAGGCAUCGUGAACAUGCGGACGUCUGGACAAACGGUGGAGCUUGAUGCUACGACACGCUCGUUCGACGAGACCAUCUAUCUGGCGUUUCCACCCGCGGACCAGGUUGUGCCUGGAUCACGCAGAAUUGAAGUCAAAGUGACUGGAGACAUCAUGGGACCAGCCAUAUCUGGUCUGGACAACUUGUUACAAGUGCCCACCGGGUGUGGUGAGCAGAACAUGAUUGGCAUGACACCAAACAUCUAUGUGACGAAGUAUCUCAAGUCAGUGAAUCGUCUUUCGUCGGACCAGAAGGAAAAGGCAGUCAAAAACAUGAAGACCGGAUACCAGAGAGAGCUGCAGUUCCAGAGGAAGGAUGGAUCGUUUAGUGCUUUCGGAGACAACGACAAGUCGGGCAGUACUUGGUUGUCUGCCUUUGUAUUGAAGUCAUUCGCGCAGGCUCGCAACUUCCUGUCGGGUGACGUGGUCAUUGACCCUAACGUGAUGCACCGUGCGUUCCGCUGGGUGUACAAGAGACAGAACACCACCGGCCUGUUCCGCUCUGAGGGAUUCGUCUGUCACGCAGAACUCAUGGGAGGAGCUGCAGCCGGUGAGGCUUUGACUGCCUUUGUGUUGAUCGCCAUGAAAGAUGCCGAAUACUUCCUGCAGGGGGAACAAUCCAUGCCAAAUAUCAAGACAAUGGCUGAUUCGGCAAUCGCUAAGGCUCAAAAGAAACUUGAAGAUCAGGUAGAUGCUAAUGCGAUUACGAAACCAUACGAUAUUGCCAUCGUGGCCUACGCUCUGACUCGAGUUAAUAGUGCAAAAGUUGGCGUUCUGCUCAACAAAAUAAAUGGUCUAAAGAAGCCUUGGGAGAAGAAGGACGAGACAAAGAAGCCGAUCCCCGAAGAAGGUGACGUCGUAGCGUUCGGCCACCAUUGCUGUGGACCGAAUCGCGCUGAGUCAACCGACGUUGAACUCUGGUCGUACAUCUUGCUGACGUACACAGAAAAGAACGACAUCGGCAAUGGACGGCUUAUCAUGAAGUGGCUCUCCAAACAGCAGAAUGGAAAUGGAGGGUUUAUGUCGACACAGGACACAGUGCUAGGCCUGCAGGCUCUCUCUGAGUAUGCCAUCCUGGCUGGAUCAUCAGGGCAGAGCGACAUCACACUGAAACUGACCAUAGGGGAUGCCCCGGAGGAGCAAAUCAGGGUUACCGAUGACAACAAACUCAUACUGCAGUCCACUGUGUACGCAGAUUCUGAGAUUAAAGGAGCUAUCAAGGUUUCCUCCAGUGUCAGCUCCGUAAGAAUUGUUGGAGAAGGCACCGGUUUGGCUAUCGUAAAGAUUGAUUACCAGUACAACACGAAGAAGUCGUACAGUUCACCGGGUACCGAUCCCAACUUCAAGUGUGAGAUCGAGAGUGUCAAGACUUUACCACUCAACUCGGAUACGGCCAAAUUGACUCUCUGUGUCAAGUGUGCUAGUGGUGUUGGCAUGACUCUGUUGUCUAUAAAUGAACCGACAGCGUUCACCGUGGCAAACAUAGAGGCUCUGCAGACGUCCACCGGAGUGAAGAAAGUCGAGUUGAAUCAAGGCGUCGUCGUUUUAUACAUGGACGAACCAACGGUUGCCGUCUGCCCGGAGAUUCACCUGAUGAGGACUCAGAUCGUGAUGAACGUGCAACCGGCCGCUCUCAAACUGAGCUCGUACUACAAACCAGGCGUUGUCCAGGAUUCGAUGUACGAGCUGCCGAUGGAGCUGCAAGGAGCCAACAUCUGCGACGUGUGCACGAAGGGCGAGUGUCCCGACAACUGUCCGACGAGCGGCUUUGUGCCGCGCAGACUCGACGCGUUUCUCCUCGCGGGCUGUAUCUGUGCCUUGCUCAGCCUCCUGUUCGCCAUCUAACCUUUGACCUUCUUUCUCGUGUUGUCAUCUUAUAGUGGCCAUUGUCCGGUGCUGAUAUUACCUUGAACCCACACAUUCAAGAGUUGUGAUUUUACUGUGACGGUGGUCAUCUCCAAAAUUCUGAUAUUUAUCUAUCUGGAAUUGGCACACCAGUGUUUUUUAGAAUUGUGUUUUGACCUUGAACUUGCUCUUCAGAUGGUUUAACCUUGAUCUUAAUUUUAAAAAAAACAAAAAAAACAAAUUGGAAUUGGAAUUGUUUUCACCUGGAAAAAACUUUUUAAUUUUUAUCCUUGAAUCCACUUUCUAAAAUAGUAUACACCUUGAACCACCUCAAAUGUUGAUUUAAGCUCAACUCAAAUGUUAUGAUUAAGCUCAACUCAAAUCUUAUGAUUUUAACCUUGUACUGACUAUCCAGAAGUUUCAUUGUACUGUCGGUUUUAUGAAUUUUAACCAUUGAUUAUGUUCUUUUAAAGUAAUAUAUUUCUAAUCCAAUUAAUAUUGUUGGGUAAUUUUAGUUUUUAAAUUGUCUUAUAUUACUUUAAUAUUUUAACAUUUAUUUUAAAUGAAUUAUAUUAUUGAAAUAUGUUUAUUAAAAUAUAAUAAAAGAUAUUAUUUAUUUACAAGGAACCAUUAUUAAAAUAUAAUAAAAGAUAUUAUUGAUUUACGAGGAACCAUUACCAUUUGAAUACCUUCUAAGAUGGUGGUUUUUUUCUUCUGAAACUAGUAACAUAAAUCUCAUGGAGGAGUCUGGUAAAAUUAUUUUUGAUUGUAUUUUGUUUUCACUGUCAACAUUCCUGUAAUAUUUUCUUGGUUUAUUAACCUUCAGAUGGGUGUUUUUACCCAUUGUUUUAAUAACAAAUUGUUGCAGUGUUAUAUAUUGAAAUUUGUAUAUGUAUAUUUUGGUUCGACAUGGCUGGUAUAACACGCUAUGAAUGUUCAAGAUUUCUUGCUGUUACCUGGUUACAGUUUGUUGCCUGGUUACAGUUUGUUGCAUAUUGUACAGAUUUUAUAUCAUUGUUUCAAGGUCACACAUAUUUUUUUACAAAUUGAAAAAUCAUUUUAAUAAACAGUGCUCAAUUUCCCAAAUAUCCCCCACAAACACAACAUUUGUUUUGGUGUAAAUAAUUAAAUAGUAAAAGUUUUAAUGAAUUUGUUUUGGGGUUUUCCAAGUUCAUAAAGGCAUUGAAUUUUAGCAGAAUUUGUUUUGUUGAAAGCUGGAUUUCUGUUUUUGUGCCUUCUAAAAAGUGUCUUAAAUCUGUUGUUGAUGUUCCAACCUCUACUAUUAUUAGACUUACAACCAUGUACUUAGACAUAGCACAUAAUAUUUAGUUUUACUUGCAGACAUAACAUAGCACUAGAUAAAACACUGGUAUCUGUACCAUUACAUAGUUGUAUUAGUAUAAUAUUUGUAAGUAAAAUUUCAUUAAGUUUGUGAACUAUUCCCCCGCAACUAAUUCACUUUCCAUAUUUGAUUGGGAUUUUUUUUUUUAAUUCAAUUUUCACAAACAUUUGUUUUAAAUUGGAUAGUCAAUAAUAAUUAUUAUUAUUCAAAAAAUUAGUUAAAUGCUAUACAAAUGUUAUAACUCACUAGUGAAAAUAAAACCAUUUUCACCUGAAAAAUAUAAUCAAUGCACAAAGAACCAACCAGUUAAAUAACAACUGAGAGUUUUUAAUAAUUUUGUUGGUUCUUUAAAAACAGUUUAAUUUUGUGCUCAUUUUAAUAUUUCACAACUCAGUUUGUUGUUUUUAACUCGGGGAGAAUUAUCAAACUUUUGACAUCAUAUAAAUGGCAGACGGCCAUUUUAGUUUUGAUUUAUUCAUAACCUAGUUGCUUUCUGUUAACGAUAUCUGACAUAGAUUGAAGUUAUAGGGUUUUUCUAUGCUUGUUAAUGUUUAGUUUCAUGUCACACAAACACAACUUACGUUUCGAUUGUAGACUUCUUUUCAUGAGAUAUAAAUUUCCUAUUAUGUAUUCACUUUCUAAUUUUUGACAAUGAAUCCAAAACAGUCAACUUUAAAACAUUUAUCACAUUAUUGUAACGUUUGCAAGAUAAUUAUCUUGAUUUAUUUUUAUGUACUAGAUUGUGUAAAAAAAAUAAAAUGAAGAAGAAAAUGGCCGACUAGGUCGUGAAAUAAAUCAUGGUUUGUUAUGUAUGUUUUGUCCUUGGAUGUUGAUUAUGCCUACAGUUACAAUGCUUUACAGUUGUUAAAUUUGUUCCUAUGCACAAUUGUUGCGUUUCAGACUUCAUGUCAGAAUUUUUUAAAUGUUAUCUACAAACAGCUGAAUUCAGGACCCAGUUUUUACAAGCACAAACUCACCUUGUUUUAACCAACUUGAACAAAUACUAAUUUACUCCAGACUUGUAAAUCAUGUGGUCGUCAUUUGAAGGCAGCAUAAGUUUACUGUUGUAUCAUAUGUCAUAAUAGUGUAAACAAUAUUGUCACGUUUUUCAUGUCAUUUCAGAUGGUUCCGAAAAUAUUAAAGAAUUCGAAAGUAUAUCACUUUUUGUUUGUUUUCAUGAAUUAAGUCCCCUGUUAUUACUUUUAAUCCAAUACUCUUAGCAUUAGAACUCCAAGUCCUACUCUUAAUAUUAAAACUCUAAAGCCCACACUUUAUCCUCAAAUUUUACAAAGUUUUAAAAUAUAUAUAUUAUAUAUGAAAAUUGUGUAUUGCUGAUGUAUUUAUUUUUUAACAUGAUUAUGAUGUAGGCGUAUUCAUUUUUACAAGUAACUUAAAAGUUUUUAUUAUUACUGUGUAUCUUCGGGAUUUGGUCUGGGUUUGUACUGAAAAUAAUAUUGUAUAUAUUGGAAAAUUUUGUAAAAUAUAUUCGUGUUCGCAAAAGAUUAUAUUCUAUAGUUUGCAUUAACAUAACUUUUUAUCAUGUAAUUUUAUUGAGAUGGUUCACGUAUGAAAAUUUUUAAUGUUUUAAAUUAUUUUUAUUGUGUAACAAACAUUUUUGCAUGAAAUCUUGCUGUUGGCAUCCUGCAUUAAGUAAAACAAUGCUACUGAUGGAAAAUGUAGCAGGUUUCCUCUCUAAGACUAACUGUCAGAAUUACCAAAUGUUUGACGCCUAACAGCCAAUGAUUAAUAAAUCAACAUGCUCUAGUAGUGUCAUUAAAAAAUUACUAGUAAAUAGAUUUUUAGCUGUGAUAAUGAUUCAUUUUAAGUGUUUUUUGUGGUUGCCCCCUGACAUGGAUUAAACAGAUUUCACCCGGUAAUUUUUACGUUAAGUUGUGGAUGCAUUUUGUGGUAUUUUAUUGUUGAGCUUUUAAAUGUUUUCAUAUGCAGUGAUGCCUAAAAAAGGGUUUAGUGCCUUUGUGUUCCAUCUGUUUUUAAUAAAUGAAUAUUGUACCAAACAUA